AUGACGAAGCAUCAUAUGCCAAAGCAUCUGGAGAAUGCCAGCGAGUUUCGACAUUUCGUGUACGAACUUACAGAGUCCAAGAGUUUUGGUGCAUUCAUUUUGUUCGUGAUUUUAGUAAAUACAGUCAUCCUUGUCGUUCAAACUGACGAAACAAUAUCAAUAAAAGGAGGUUGGUAUUUUUCUGCUAUGGACAACGUAUUCUUGGCUAUUUAUAUUAUGGAGUUAAUUCUCAAACUUUAUGCCUUGGGCUCAUUAUACUUUAGCUCUGGUUGGAAUAUAAUGGACAUGCUUAUCGUCCUCUUCACGACCGUCGAUUUCCUGUUACCGCUAAUCGUUCGUAGUGUGGGCUCAUUUGAUGUUGCUGCCAUCUUUCGCCUACUGAGGAUGUUUCGCGCUAUCCGAGCGUUGCGAGCUCUCAGGGUAUUGAGGACAAUAAGAUUGUUAAAAAAUCUUCAAGUCAUUAUGACGACUAUAUUCAAAUCGUUUCGAGCGCUCAGUACAAUUGUCUUGUUGAUGCUUUUGUUUCUCUAUAUGUUUGCAGUAAUCGGUCGCGAGUUGUUCAGCACAGUCGAUCCGAAGAGAUUUGGUACUUUGGCCAAAGCACUCCUCACAUUGUUCCAGCUCAUAACGUUAGAUGAUUGGUUCUACAUGUACACGGAUAUUAUUGCUGUGAAUCCCAAUUAUGGUUACGUGAUAAUCUACCUUGCAUUAUACAUAGUUUUGGAGAACUUUAUCUUUAUGAACUUAUUUGUUGCUGUGCUUGUCGAUAACUUCCAACGAACUCUAUCGUCGACGGAAAAAGGGAGAAGGGGAACGUUGACAGUGUUUCCGGCUGAAAAUGUUGAAGAAAGCGGAAGUGAAAUGCAAGAAGAAGAGGAGGAAGAAGAAGAGGAAGAGGAAGAUGACUUCGAAGAUAACGAUCUUAAGCUUGAUACAGCAAGGGACCGAAAGGAGCCGAAAGUUCGCUCGAUUGAGUUCUUCUAUCCUUCUGUUAAUGACAAGAAGGCUGAACUUCUUUCAGAAUACUUUCAAAUAAUGGCUUCACUUGAUUACAACUACUACCAAAUAUCGAAUCAGUUCAAGGUGCUUGAUGAUCUAACUGACAUCACUGCUGAUAUUCCAGAUGUACCAGAAGAUUUGAUAUAAAUUCCUGUGUAAAUAUUUACUUUAACAAAGUUUUUUAGAAUCUAUAGAUUUGGUAGUUUAGACUCCUGUGAAAACACUUGAUGCGGGUAAAGUUUGAACACGAUGUUCAAAACAAAUUUUCUGAAAUGUGAAAAUAGACACUUAUCUUUCCUGCGUAAACCGACGUCAUUAGUUGACGUAAAUAAAUCGGUCAUUACGUCAUUACUUGUGCGAAGCCAUCCAAGCAAGCAUUUAUUUAGACGGGGAAGAUACACGUUUUACUUGUCAAAUCAAGACAACCGUGACUUAUUUUAUUGGAUCAAAUUAAUUUCCGACUUUGGUGAAUUUGUCACCGUUAUAUUAAAUAAAAAUAUUUGUUGCAA
Molecule: messenger RNA, 1508 nt
Organism: Xenia sp. Carnegie-2017
Lineage: Eukaryota; Metazoa; Cnidaria; Anthozoa; Malacalcyonacea; Xeniidae
Product: cation channel sperm-associated protein 1-like
Exons: 11
Coding region: 1-1146 (381 amino acids)
Biological process (GO): transmembrane transport; flagellated sperm motility; calcium ion transport
Cellular component (GO): membrane; CatSper complex
Molecular function (GO): voltage-gated calcium channel activity; calcium-activated cation channel activity
Source: RefSeq, a predicted model, not a curated record